AUGGACGACAAGCCUUCCGUUGAGGACGAGGCCAGGAGGCCAAGUCACGGCUCAUCUCGAGUAGAGGAAGUCGGUGCAGAAAAAGUUCGCAUUGAACAUUCUCACAUGGUCAUGCCUGAAGCUCUCAUUGGGCUUUCGGAAGAAGAUAUCCAACAAAUCGGGCGAAAAGCAACCUUUAAACUGGACUGCUUUAUCCUCCCUUCCAUCACUAUCAUGUAUAUUAUGAAUUACCUCGACCGCCAGAAUAUCGCGAGUGCCAAAUUGGCGGACAUCGAUGUGGACCUCAACUUAUCAGCUGUAGAGUACCAGACAUCUGUGAGCAUUCUCUUUGCGGGAUACAUCUUGAUGCAAGUUCCAUCGAACAUCAUUGUUGGAAAAAUAGCCCAUCCAGCCGUCUAUAUAUGCGCCGCCAUGGCCGUUUGGGGUCUGAUUUCCGCACUGAUGGCCGUGGUCCAUAAUUUUGGAGGUCUCCUUGCCUGCCGAUUCUUUCUCGGGUUUGUCGAGGCCGUUUUUUUCCCAGGCGCGUUGUUCUACCUCUCGUUGUUCUACUCGCGAAAGCAAUUUGCCCUCCGAACAGCUAUACUUUACUCGGGUUCGCAAAUUGGAAAUGCUUUUGGUGGUCUCUUUGCCAUUGGGAUUCUGGAACUGGACGAGAAAAGGGGACUCGAAGGCUGGCGAUGGCUUUUCCUAAUCGAGGGAGUUCUCACCAUCUUCCUAGCAAUACUAUUCGCAUUCAUCCUUCCCAAUUCGAUCAAGACGCUCAAAGGAUUCUCCAACCAAGAGAAAGAAUGGGUGGUGUGGAACUUCGAGUCUGAUCUUGGCCAGCAAGAUAAUUCGAAGGAAGUGAGUGGGCGCCAGGGCCUCACAAUGGCCGGAACGGAUCCAAAGAUGUGGCUGUUCAUGACCCUCUUGACAUCGAUCUACAUCUCCGCUGCUGUCACGAACUUCUUCCCAUCCGUGGUUGGAGGCCUAGGAUAUUCGAGGAACAAGACCUACGGGCUCACAGCACCACCCUUCAUACUUUGUGUCAUCUGCAUGUUGAUCAACGGAUUCCACUCGGACCGGACGCAAGAACGCUACCUUCACAUCGUCUGUCCUUUGGCCAUCACCGUGGUCGCCAAUAUCAUUGCCGUGUCUACCCUGAACAUCGCAGCUAGAUACGUCGCAAUGAUGCUGAUGCCUGCCUCCUUCUAUUCCGCCUCGAUUGUGGUUCUCUCGUGGAUCGCCAGCAGUUUGAAUCAGCCAGCAGUGAAGCGAGCAGCAGCCAUUGCAGCAAUCAACGCAGUCUCCAACACCCCCAAUAUCUGGACAUCGUACCUGUACCGUUCAGCCCCUCGCUACAUCGUGGCUUUCGGUGUCAACCUAGCUGCAGCCGUCCUGGCCAUCCUGGUCGCAACCGUUAUCCGCAUCUACUUGCGCCGCGAAAAUGCAAAGAUGGACCGCGGCGAGGACGUAGGCAAGAGUGGUCCCACCGAAGCGCAGAAAGCUGCCGGCUUCAGGUAUACUCUAUAG
Molecule: messenger RNA, 1512 nt
Organism: Exophiala aquamarina CBS 119918
Lineage: Eukaryota; Fungi; Ascomycota; Eurotiomycetes; Chaetothyriales; Herpotrichiellaceae
Exons: 5
Coding region: 1-1512 (503 amino acids)
Biological process (GO): transmembrane transport
Cellular component (GO): membrane
Molecular function (GO): transmembrane transporter activity
Source: RefSeq, a predicted model, not a curated record